UCUUAAAAGAAAAGAAGUACACCAUAGUGCCUCAAAGUUCCAAAGCAAAAUCCUAUUUACACGGAGAAAUAAAAGAAAAAACUGCGCGUGCCCCGUUCAUGUUAUUUUUUUCGCAUGGUCAGGCCCACCACCACUCGAGGCCGCGUUUCUAAACUCAGUUGCUUUGCUCGGAGCGCGGCACAGUUCCUUUUCCUUCCUCUGCGCUUGUGGGCACUUCAGCCAGCCGUCCACAGUUUACUUCCCGCUACCGCCAACGAUCUCCCCUCUCUCCGGGCCUUCCUCUUCCUCCUGGCCGGCAAGCAAGCCAUUAAGCCCUUAACCGAGGUUCGCACCACGCACAAGUCACCCGCGACCAACACGUACAGGCUACAGCCUUCGAUCGCGCGCACACCAAACUAAUCACCCGCCGGCAGAGAUCGAAUCGCUUUCAUCUCCCCCGCAAAGCCAUCCUUCCUUCCCCAUCCAUGUCACAGUUUGCCGUUCGUUUGCGUUCCUUUAAAACCAGCCCAGCUUCUCGUCCCAUGCAUCCGGUCGACGCCACCUUCAUCUGAUCGUCCCAAAAAACUCGCGAGCACUCUCCGGCGCAGCUAGAGAGACGAAUCAACGAGGCUUGUCGACGAUCGAGGAUGAUGCCAUCAGCGCACGGCGGCGGAGUGCGGCAGCGGACGUGCCGCAUGUACUGGUGCUACGCGUGCGGGCGGGCGCUGCGCAUCAUCUCGUACCCGGCCACCGACGUCUUCUGCCCGCGCUGCUUCGGCCGCUUCCUCCACGAGAUCGACCCGCCGCCUCGCCCCGCGCCUCCUCUGCUCCUCCAUCCACCGGGCUUCUUCGCCCCGCCGCAGCACUUCGCGCCUCACUACGACGCCCAACACCGCCGCUGGGUCGUCUACGGCAGCGCCGGGCCCGGUGCCGCGCCCACAGUCCCCGGACGCGCCUUCCGCCAGCCUGCGCCAUCACCGGCACCAGCUCAUCCGCCUCGCCAACGCAUGCCUUCCCCGCCGCCGGUGGCGCGGCGGCGGCCGUCGACGCCUCCGGCGAUCGACCCGGGGGACUACUUCACGGGGGGAGACAUGAACCUCAACAGCCUGGUGGAGGAGCUGACCCAGAACGACCGGCCGGGUCCCGCGCCGGCGGCGGCGUCCGCCAUCGACUCGCUCCCCACGGUGCGGAUCACGGCCACGCACAUGGCGGAUGGCUCGCAGUGCCCCGUGUGCAAGGAGGAGUUCGAGCUCGGGGAGGCGGCGCGGGAGCUGCCGUGCAAGCACGCGUACCACUCCGACUGCAUCAUGCCCUGGCUCCGGCUCCACAACUCAUGCCCCGUCUGCCGCUCCCAGCUUCCCGGCGCCGGCGCGUCCGGCUCCAAUGUUGCCGGCAGGAGCCAUGCUGCCGCGCAGCGACGCGGUGGUAGCAACGGCGGAGGGAGGGAGAGAGAGCCGCAGGGGACGAUGGUGAGGUGGGGGCCGCUGUCGUGGAUGUGGCCGCCGCGUGGGAUGGAGGAUCCGGAUGACGAAUGGGAGUAUGGGCGGCAUGGGCACGGGCGCGGGCAUGGCAGGCCCGAGGCAGGCGACGCCGGCGCAUUCUAUGCUUGGUGGCGCUCUCUGUUUCUCCUCUAGCCGUGUUCUAAUUGGGUUCCCAGCAACCAUGCCAUGACAACCUCAACCCUGUUUGCUCAGUAAAGCGUGACGCCACCUGGGCAUACUCUGCGAGUUCAGUAGGAGAGCUGGAUGAUAUUCUGUAUCCAGUGGUGCAGCAUACAAUGGAAAGCUGGAAAUGUGAAAUCCGAGACCACUGUAAAGUAAACCAUGCCAUAGUAAACAUGGUGGAAAUUGGAAAAGACCAUUCCAAAAAUGUAACUGUGCAGCGCUCAAUGUAAACCACAGGGGAGUAAUUUCCCCGCGGUUACAGAGUCUUCUUAUUUUAAAUUUAGCUCAGUUCUGGAGA
Messenger RNA from Brachypodium distachyon (stiff brome), 1941 nucleotides. Its product is annotated as E3 ubiquitin-protein ligase RZF1. The transcript has 3 exons. The record is from RefSeq and is a predicted model, not a curated record. Gene Ontology annotation, molecular function: ubiquitin protein ligase activity. Gene Ontology annotation, biological process: protein ubiquitination. Gene Ontology annotation, cellular component: cytoplasm. Lineage: Eukaryota; Viridiplantae; Streptophyta; Magnoliopsida; Poales; Poaceae. The coding region runs from base 627 to 1613 and encodes 328 amino acids.